Molecule: messenger RNA, 6668 nt
Organism: Drosophila novamexicana
Lineage: Eukaryota; Metazoa; Arthropoda; Insecta; Diptera; Drosophilidae
Gene: X11Lbeta
Exons: 17
Coding region: 138-6185 (2015 amino acids)
Biological process (GO): chemical synaptic transmission
Cellular component (GO): cytoplasm; dendritic spine; plasma membrane
Molecular function (GO): protein binding
Source: RefSeq, a predicted model, not a curated record
AAUCAUCCAUUCAAUAAACGCAGCCCAAAUUGCGCAUUUGAUUAAGACCAAAGCGUGCGAGCUUUUAGCAGAAGGUGUCUACGCCAUCGAUUUGUUUCAUGUUGUAAUUCAAAUACUUUUGUUUAUUGGCAACAAUAAUGGUCAGCACAACAUUGACAACAUUGGCUGCUGGACAAACAACUAGUAGCAGUAAUCAUCAUCACCAUCAUCAUCACCAGCAGCAGCAGCAGCAGCAGCAGCAGCAGCAGCAUCCACUGCAGCAGUCUCACCACAGCACAGUCACCGCUCAGCAGCGCAAUUACUACGCACUCAACGGUCUGGAGCACGACUGCGACAGCAGCAACUCCCACAGCAACAGCGGUUACCAGCAGCAGCAGCAGCAGCCACUGAAUUUAUCGCAAGCGCUGCUCUCGCCUUCACCACCUCUCAACGAUCAGAUUAAUCUGCUCUUUCCCAAGUGCCGGCCCAAGCAGCAGCAAUCGCAGCAGCAGCAAUCGCAGCAGCAACAGCAACAGCCGUCGCCUAGCAGUAACAGCAGCCGACAGCAGCAUGAAGCCAUUGCCGAUGUGAAUCUGAACAGCAACAUCACAGCAGCAGCAGCAGCAGCAGUUGGUGUCUCAGAGACAACUGGGAGCAGCUCACCCAUUGUUACGCCUAUCAGUACGUCCAGCUAUUAUAAAAGCGUCAACAUUAUAACGCAAUCUCCGCCGCCGCACUCAGCCUCGUCGCACUCCUCGGAAUCGUUGUCUUCGGUCACGCCGCGCAUAUCCACAAAUCCGUUUCUGUGCGCGCCGCUGACACCACCAACACCACCAACGCCUCCACACAGCGCCAGAGCAGCUGUUGCAGCGGACGGCGAUACAGACGUGGAAGCAAUUCUGUUGGCAGAGGACGACGGCUUGCAGCAAGAGCAGCAGGAGCUAAUCGAGGAGUCGGUGCCCCAGACGGCAUAUCCAGCAUCCUUCUACUAUCACACGGGCGAUAUCAGGCGUGGCCACAGCUAUACGGAUAUGCCGCGCAAACGCAACAGCGCCAUAUCAGCGGGCAGGCAGCAACACCAGCAGCACAACAAUAUUGGCAACGGCAGUGCCCAAAACAGCCAGAAUCCUUUCAUCAAGGAGAACUACUGGGAGUCAGCCACGCCACGAGCCAGCACCCUGCUGCACUCACCCACAGAGUACCCCGAUGAGCAGCAGCAGCACCAGGAGCAACAGCAUAUGCACGCCUCAGCGAGACGAGCCUAUCAUCAGCAAAGGGAGCAGCUGGCGCCACAAUUGUACAGCAUAGCACAAAGGCCGACGCAGACGCAAUCACAGAAUCUUCAGACUCCACACGUAUUGCGUGUGGGUCGCAGCCCAGUAAAUCGCAACCACUCUUCUGGUGGUGCACAGCAACAGCAACAGCCACCGAUAGUGGGCAGCAGCAAUCCGUGUGCCGAGGGGCUCACCCCUUUGGCUAGCCACUACCUGUAUGGCAGCAAAUCUUCACUGGAUCAGCACGCUACUGACUGGGAGCCACGCGAACAGCGUAAGCAGCGGCUGCGCGAAGAACGCGAACGGGAACGGGAGCGAGAACGAGAGCGGGACAGAGAACGAGAUCGUGAGCAACUGCUGCUGGAACAGCAACAGCAUCUGCAACUGCAAGACAUACAUGCCGCACGCGAAAACCACCUGAGCCACCUGUCGGCGGCACAGCAACAUCAGCAGCAGCAGCAACAGCAGCAGCGAAAGCGACAUGGCAACAGCGAGGACCGGGAUCGAGAUCAACGGCUAAUCAGCAACUCCGUCAAUGAGUCGUCUAUCAGCGGCUAUGGAUUAGCCGAUGCCUCGGAGAGCUGGCAGCAUCUGCGCGUCACGACCGAAUCGACCGAGGAAAGCAAGUGCGGCAAGCAGCUACCCACUGACAAGUCGAUGGGCGGCGGCCAGAGCCGUUCGCAUGCUAUGCUCGAGCCGCACACGCGUCGCCUGCUCGACGAUGGCGCCGUCUAUCGAGAGCACAAGCUGGAUGCCUGGCAGCUGGAACGCAACUACACGCUGGCCGUGGAGUCGCGACAUGGCAUCAUAGAAUACGAGGGCUCACCACGACGCAUUGGCGUCGCUGCCAGCAGCAGCAGCAGUCCCGCUGCAGCGGACGAAAGCGAACCACCAGUUGGCGCAAUAGCAGCAACAGCAACAGUGGCAGCGGCAGCUCCACCAAUGGCCGCAGUGCCGCCAAUGAGUUGCAGCACGACUGCGGCUUGCUCGCUGCAAAAGACGGCAGCACGUGCUGCGCUCGCCGCACUUGCCCAAUGUCAGCCACCGCAACAACAGCAGCCGUAUCCGGUGCGCCCCGGCUUUCCACAGCGCAUAAUUUCGCCACCGCGUGAGCUAGGCAGCAGCUCGCCUACGCAGCAGCAACAGCAGCAACAGCAGCAGCAGCAGCAACUGCCGCUGCACUUCAACAACGGCAGUAACCAUAGCAAUAACAACAACAAAGCAGCGUGCUGCGACAACAAUGCCGAGGAUACGAGCAAUGAUGUCUCUGAAAUUGGCACCAUAUCUGACCUGACCACGCCCGAGGCGCCCAUUACGGCCACGCCCAACGAGUUGACGAGCUAUACGGCUGUUUCACCGCCACCCACAGCAGCAGCAGCAGCAGCAGUGGCAGCAGCAACAACAACAGUUGCAACCGCAACGGGAAAAACAACGACUGCACCAACCAACACAUCAGCAAUUGCCGGCAAUUCCUCGACAGCGGGCACGACCCUAACUUCUGGCCCAUUGAGCCUGCACACCAAAUCCUCGACCUUUGAUUACCUCUACGAGUUCUCGGAGACGCGCAAAGUGCUGGAGGAAUUCUUCAAGUGUCCCUCGAAUGAUGAGCAGCCCAUCAUGGAGAAUGGCAGCGAUGUGGACAGCAUUGACAUACAGUACGAGUUUCACAGCAACUUUGAGCGUGACGAGGAGGAGCUAGAUGAGGAGGAGGAGGAGGAUGAUGAGGACGAAAAUGAUGAGGGUGAGGAUGAAGAUGAGCACGCCGAGCAGGAAUAUCAGCAGCAACAACAGCAACAGCAGCCACAGCAACUGAUGCAGCAGCCGCCCGCAUCAGAGCGCCACGUCUAUGGCGCCUACACACAGCCGCAGCUGCAGUUGCAGUCGCAGCUUCAGUCGCGGCCAGCGCAGCUGCCACGGCACUACAGCGGUAGUCCACUAAUGCGCGACUUUGACUUCUUCCUUGACUCGGCCAGCCGCAGCAGCGGCGAGCGAGAGGGCGAACAGGAUGGGCUCAAUCACAACCAGCUGCUGAGCACCGGCAGCGGCAGCGGCCUUGGCCAGAGCGUUGGCCAGGGCGUGGGCGGCGGCCUGACAGGCGGCCACAACUACCGCUACUCGCCGGAGACCACCGACUACGACUCCAACUGCGGCGAUCUGGACAGUCUCUCGGGCGAGAUGAAUGGCGGUGUAUCGACCUCCUGCUCAAACUACGCCAAGUACUAUGCCUCGGCCAUGCCAGUGCUGGAGGAUGGCCUCUCCUCGGGCCACACCAGUGACACAGAGAAUAAUAACAACAACAAGAACCUUCAGCAGCUGGCCACCCAGGGACAGGGCCAGGCCCAGAGUAACCUCAGCGCCAGCACCAGCAUUGGUGGCGGCAUUUCCAUGCUAAUGGACAUGAAACGCAUCUCGACUAACAACAGCUUGAACAGCAUGCACAACCUGACGGCCUCCACCACCGAAAGCAACGGAGUUGGCCACCAGCUCAGCCACACGAGUCCCAGCAACGGGCUACAUAAGCAGCAGCCGCAGCUGCCACAGCAACGCGAACUGCUCGGCCAGAGCCCCAGCAGCAACAGCAAUAGCAAAGUGUUCAAGAACAUAGAUCCGGAGUUGGAUUCCCUCUACUCUAUCAGUGUUUUCCACCGGCCGGACAUGGUGCAGAUGACGCCUCCACCGCCAGCGCCUGCGCCGCAUCGCAAGCCCAACUGCAACAGUGAUGUUGAUCUGCUGCAGACCACCGGACAGGGCAGCAAGCACACGCCGCUGAAUGCGGCCAUCAGCUCGACGUUGCAGCGCAGCUCGCCCACCGCCUGCAUAGGCGUCGGCAGCGGCGCCGCAAAGCCGCGCAGCGCGGGCAGCAAUUGCAGCAGCAAUGGCAUCGGCGGUGGGUUGGGUGGUGGGCCAGCGCCCCCGCCAAUCCCCGAGCGCAGCAACAUGCAGCCGGUGCAUCGCUCGCCCUCGCCCGUGAUGAGCUCGCCCGUAUGGCUGUCACGGCAUUUGGAUGGAGGUGCCGGCAAGGCGCUGCUCGAAUCGAGCUCAGAUAACCACUCGAAGAACCACAGCGCCGACGAGGAGGAUGUGGACACGGACCUAGAGACGGACCGUCUGCUGGGCCACCAGCGCCUGGACGAUCAGGGCUACUACGAUGAGAACAAGAGCUGGGAUCGAAAGCCGCGCGGCUCGCUGCUCUCCAAAAUAUCGCCCAAGCAGCAACAGAUGCCCAGCACCAAGACACGCAAUGGCUACAAUGCGCUGCUCAGCUCCACGCCGGAGCUGCCGCCGCCAAUUCCACCCAAGAGCUCGGCCAGUCUCAGCGGCUCGGGCGCCGGCAAGCUGCUCGACUUGGUCAGCAGCGUGCAGCAGCGCAGCAACUCGCGCAGCUCCUCGGAGCAUAGCCACAAGUCGCCGACAAAGGUGUCCAGCAGCGGGCAUGAUAUUUGCGGCAUGACAGCUGCCACAGCUGCCGAUGUGGUCGCCUCUGCUGUGGUCGCCGCCGGUGCACUGCCCCCUCUGGGCAGUCCCAACAAUGGCGGCGGCUCAGAGCGCUCUGCUCCGGGUGUCGCCAAGCUGGAUGUGGAGAAUGAUGGCAUCAAUGGUGGGGGCAUUGUGGGUGUCGCCAGCGGCGUGGCCAAUGCUGUCAUCAACAACGGCAACAGCAGCACCAAUGGCAGCACCGGCAACAACAACAACACCAACACCAACGGCAACAACAACAAUGUUGCCAUCGGCAGCAACAAUAGCAGCGGCAGCGCAGCGGGCAGCAACAGCAACAGCGGCGAGAAAAAAGUGAAAAAGAGUAAGAGCAAAGAAGGCGGCGCAGUGCUCAUCGAAGGCGUUCUAUUUCGGGCAAAAUACUUGGGUUCCACGCAGCUGGUUUGCGAGGGUCAACCCACCAAGUCGACACGCAUGAUGCAGGCCGAGGAGGCCGUGUCUCGCAUAAAGGCCCUGGCACCCGAUGGCGAUGUACAGCCCAGCACGGAGGUGGAUCUGUUUAUAUCGACGGAGAAGAUAAUGGUGCUGAACACCGAUCUGAAGGAGAUCAUGAUGGAUCAUGCGCUCCGCACUAUCUCAUAUAUAGCCGACAUCGGGGAUCUGGUCGUGCUGAUGGCGCGUCGCCGUUUCGUGCCCCAGGACAUUGAUGAUGCACCCAAGCCGAACCGCACGCCCAAGAUGAUCUGUCACGUGUUCGAGAGCGAUGAGGCGCAGUUUAUUGCACAGUCGAUUGGACAGGCCUUUCAGGUGGCGUACAUGGAGUUCCUUAAGGCCAAUGGCAUCGAGGAUCAUCGCUUUGUCAAGGAAAUGGACUACCAGGAAGUGCUCAAUAGCCAAGAGAUCUUUGGCGAUGAGCUCGAAAUCUUUGCCAAGAAGGAGCUGCAAAAGGAGGUCGUUGUACCCAAGGCCAAGGGCGAAAUACUCGGCGUGGUCAUUGUCGAAAGUGGCUGGGGCUCAAUGCUGCCGACGGUCGUCAUUGCGAACCUCAUGAGUUCUGGCGCGGCGGCGCGUUGCGGCCAAUUGAAUAUUGGCGAUCAGCUGAUCGCCAUCAAUGGACUGAGCCUAGUCGGUUUGCCGCUCUCCACCUGCCAGACGUACAUCAAAAACACCAAAAACCAAACCGUGGUCAAGUUCACAGUUGUACCCUGUGCGCCCGUCGUCGAGGUUAAGAUCAAGCGGCCAGAGACCAAAUAUCAACUUGGAUUCAGUGUCCAAAAUGGCGUGAUCUGCAGCCUGUUGCGUGGAGGCAUUGCGGAGCGGGGUGGCGUUCGGGUUGGUCAUCGGAUCAUUGAGAUCAACAACCAGAGCGUUGUGGCUGUGCCGCACGAGAAGAUCGUCAAUUUGCUGGCGACAUCGGUGGGCGAGAUACUCAUGAAAACAAUGCCCACUUCAAUGUUCCGCUUGCUAACCGGCCAGGAAAACCCCAUAUAUAUUUAAGCGAUAUCUAUCAAUAGACGAUAGGUAAUGAAGAGCGCGUGUGUAUUAGGCAGAAUUCUAAUGAUAUAAUGCAUAUAUUAAUGUGUAUGAAUAUGCGUAUCUGUAUAGACUUAGUUUGAUAUAACGCUGAUACUUACAUAAUGCAUAGAAAACGUUCUAAUUUAGCUAUCGAUUGUGUGUGUUGUUUUUUUUUUUUUUUUGUGACUACUAUAGAAUAAAGAUAUAACAGAACGGAAGAGUAUAGAAGAGUAUGUGGAAGCUAUGACAAAUAACAAGCGUAAACCUUUUGUUCCAAACUGCAACCAAAAAAUAUAACAAAGAAAACUAUAAACAAAAAGAAGAAAAACCAAAAGUAAAGAAAAGAAAUGACAGAAAUUACAAGCCUUUUUGCAAAACUUAGAACUAAUAGUUAAUAAUGUGAGGGGAGAGCUGCUGCGACUCCGUUGCGAUUGUUCGGGUAAAAACAUAUAUAUACACAUAUUA